Clupea harengus (Atlantic herring) is the source of this 6344-nucleotide messenger RNA. RefSeq names its product junction mediating and regulatory protein, p53 cofactor (gene jmy). Gene Ontology annotation, molecular function: Arp2/3 complex binding; actin binding; transcription coactivator activity. The record is from RefSeq and is a predicted model, not a curated record. Gene Ontology annotation, biological process: intrinsic apoptotic signaling pathway by p53 class mediator; Arp2/3 complex-mediated actin nucleation; 'de novo' actin filament nucleation. Gene Ontology annotation, cellular component: cytoplasm; nucleus. Lineage: Eukaryota; Metazoa; Chordata; Actinopteri; Clupeiformes; Clupeidae.
AGCUCUCUCCCGCAGCUCCUCCUCUCCUCCCUCGUUUGAAUACGUCUGUACGUAUGUUGCGUGACCCACGUGCAGAUGUUUACGCCGCUUGCCUAUUACUUACGUCAUCAGCAGCGACUCGACAUCCUAUACCAGUCGAGAAUUAUGGAUUAUCCAUCGAAAUAACAAAGAGCAGUAGUAUGAGAUAUUGUUGCGUGUUUAAACAGACCUUAAACAUAUAAUAGCGUCGAUUAAAGCUACCUUAUAAGCGUUCAUAAUUUUAGUUGCAUGCGGUAACCGAAUGAUUCUUAGACUGAAGGGGUUCACUCAACCUCCUCCACCACAACAACACAACCAAGAACCAGCAUACUCAGCGAACACUCGUGUGCUUGUAAACAGACCUUCACACGUGACAGUGGGAGUUGCGACUCUGCGUUGUUCGUAGAGUACAAAAGAGCUAACGCAGUGCCUUCGAACGUUAAGUUAAACGAACAAGUGUGAGACAACAAUGACGAAAAGUAAAGACUUUUGUUGUUGGGCAGGGAAAUGUCUGUAUGUCGAUCAAGAAAAAUUAACGAAGUUAAAGAUCAGAUGAAUUUUGUUGUCGAUGCGUGUAAAAGAUUUAACAUUUACGGUAGCUAGCAGAUAGGUAGCUAACGUAGCUUGCUAUCCGGCUAGCACAUCGACGUCCCGUUAAAGUGUAAGGGUAAGACGAAGUUAUACCUAGAAACUAACCGUUCAUUUUUCCAUAGGAUUAUCUGUUUCAUACAUAAUACCUAACGUUUGAAGUCAGUGCCAGUUGCAAAACUAGCUAGCGAAAUUAGCUAACUUGCUACCACCGGAAAAGUCUUUCAUAGUUUUAAACCGCUGGAUAAGAGGGAUAGCUAACGAUAGUAGCUGCGUUUUGCUAAUAGUGGAUAAAGUCUAUAUUAGAUCAGAUGUCAUUCGCCAUGGAAGAUUCUUUGGAGUCCGACUGGGUCUCUGUGCGCCCAAAUGUUUUUGAUGAAAAGGAAAAACACAAAUUUGUUUUUAUUGUCGCAUGGAAUGAUAUUGAAGGAAAGUUUGCUGUUACAUGCCACAACCGAACAAUCCAGAAGAGAACUGUGGUCAGAGAAUCUCUUGUUGAAGCUGCCGAAAGUGAAUUCGUAUCCCUGAAGGUUGCCGUGCAGACUAAGAAAACGGAAGAUAGAGAGAAGACUUCACCCAAAAGUCUUAACAAGGAGAAUGCCCUCAAGAGUCCCCCAGCAGACCGAACGGAAAUGUGCGUUCUCACGACUUUAGGGGAGAGGGGACUAAAUGAGAGUCAUACUAAGGAGAAAACUGUGGAAACAAGGCAUACUAGUCAGACUAAAGUAAGAAAACCUGGCGACAACGCUAAGGUUUCUGACAUUGAAGUCCUUGAUACACCCACCCUGAUGGGUGAGACCCGGUCUCCAGCUGACGAUGCAGAAGGUUUGGAUGAUUUAUACAGUUUUGUCCGACAGGAUUUCAGCUGGGCCGGCUUGUUCUCAUUUCAAGACAUGAGCGCCGUUCACCUCCAGCUCUGUGCGGUCAACUCUGACCUGGAACCGUGUCUACCCCCGUUUCCUGAGGAGCAUUCAGGAAUGUGGACGGUGUUGUUCGGGGUCCCAGAGCUCUCUCAGCGAGAGACAGAGACGCUGUGCUACCAGCUGCAAGUCUACCUAGGUCAUUCCCUGGACACCUGUGGGUGGAAGAUUCUCUCACAGGUGCUGUUCGCGGAUAGUGGAGACGCUGAAGAGUACUAUGAGAGUUUGAGUGAGCUCCGUCAAACGGGCUACGAGGAUGCUCUUCAGAGAGCCAAGAAACGCUUGCAUGAGCUGUUAGAGAGGCAGCGCUGCAUGGAGAGCAUGGUGGAGCUGCUGGAUCUGUACUCGCAGCAGGACGAGGCGUACGGAGACCUGGUGGAGGCCACCACUGAGCUGUACCACUACCUGCUCCAACCCUUCAGGGACAUGAGGGAGCUGGCCAUGCUGCGGCGACAGCAGAUCAAGAUCUCCCUUGAGACGGAGUUCCUGGGCCCACGGCGUGUGGAGGGACUGAAGCAUGAGGAUGAAGACUGGCAGAAGAAGGCUCACACUGCUGCGCUCUCCAUUCAGGACCUCACUGUCAAGUACUUUGAGACUACAGCUCGAGCACAGAAAUUGAUGCACGAGCGCAUGAAGCUGGACCAACGCAAGUUUGGCAAAGCUACGUGGAGCGCAGCGGUGGAUCGCAUGGAGAAGCUCCAGUACGCCGUCUCCAAGGAGACGCUGCAGCUGAUGCGGGCCAAAGAGAUAUGUCUGGAGCAGAGGAAGCAUGGCCUAUGUGAAGAGAUGCAGGCUCUUCAGGACGGGGAAGAUGCAAUGAGACACCUAGACAACCUGGAGUCACUUUACUAUGAGCUGCAGCUGCAGCUUUAUGAGAUUCAGUUUGAGAUCCUGAAGUAUGAGGAGCUGCUACUGACUGCACAGCUCCAUAGUCUGCGUCGACAGAUGACAGAGAGGCAGGAUGAGGUGGUGUACUAUGAUGCGUAUGAGAGUCCAGACGCCAUGCAGGCCACUGAUGACUGUGCCCCCCCUGGCCCCCCCACCAGAGAAGAGGUGACCAGACUUCAGCAGAAGACCCGGCAGCUGGAGGCUCGAAGGGGCCGCAUCACCGCUAAAAAAGCCUAUCUCAGAAACAAGAAGGAAAUCUGUGUUAUCAAUCACAACCAGAAGAUCCAGCAGCACAACAGAGACGGAGGCAGCAGCGGCGGCUCACAGUUUGGCCACUGCCAGGAUAAAGAGGAGGAGGAGGUCAGGAACUCCAGAGUUCGACAGGAGAGGCAGAAGACCCUGGACCGCUUGCGCAGCUUCAAGCAGCGGUAUCCUGGUCAGGUGACCCUGAAGUCCCAGAGGUUGCGACUCGCCCACAAUAGGAAGAAGUGCGGUGCCACCCUGCCCCAGCCCCAGCCCCCCACGGAGCAGCAGGCCCAGAUGAAGACCCAGGCGGCCAGCGUGCAGACGGAGGACUGUGGCUCCUCCACGCCCCUCACAGAAGGGUCUGCAGGCAGCACAGGCUUCCUCUCCCUAACUGCUGCAGGCGCUGCUGGAUCUAAGCCACUCCUCUCUGCCCCGUGCUCCUUGCCACCAAACUUGGCUCCUCCCCCUCCCCCGCCACCCCCCCCUCCACCACCCUUCUGUGAUGAUGAGGGCCGUCAGGGGCCCUCAGAUGCCGUGGGCCCCAAGCAGCAGCAGCCCUCAGCAGGCAGCGCUCCAUCUCCGCUUGGACCUUUCAGCGCACGCUUUUUUGACAGCAGUCAACUUCUCAGUGCCCGCCGGAAACUCAGGAAGACCACUUCUCUGGAGUCGUCCCAGUGGAGAAGAGCAGCAAGCUCACCUAUGGACGAGGUCCUGGCGUCCCUAAAACGUGGCAGCUUCCACCUCCGGAAGGCGGAGCUGCGUGUGUUGGCCCCCGACCCAGACACGGACGACAGCUUCAACAUCCUGGCCCAGAUCCGCAGAGGUGUGAAGCUGAAGAAGGUGCCUGACGGGGGCCGCGUCCCGCCCGCCGACUCCUGUGACCCCCUGACCCGGAGCAUCCACGAGGCCCUGCGCCGCAUCAAAGAAGCCUCCCCUGAGUCCGAGUCCGAGGACGAGGGGCCUCCCUGCACAGACUGGGAGUGCUAGGUCAUGCAAAAAAAUAUAUACACUUUUCACCUACAAAUAGGGAAAGACAUCCGUAUUAUUAAAUAUGUGUUAGUUAGUUCACACGUUCAUACAUGCACACUUAACAGACCUAUAACUCAACAUGCAUAUCCUCCCUCUCUGUCUGAGAUGUCCCCGCUGUCAGGCAGUGCAUAACCCAGUUUUCAAACCUGGAGGUCAUUGGGUCCAAGUGAAUGAUGUACAGCUAAUCCAAUGAUCGUAGCACCCAUUAAGAACUUCUAGCACCGAAGUAAAAAGCUUCUUACUCUUUCCAACCCUGUGCCUCGGUCCAAGUCAUGACAGUGUUUUUAGCGUCCGUGCACUUUUGACCCACGGGAAUGAUGAUCCAUAACCAUUCGUAGUCGAAAGAAAUCUAUCUUUAUACUUUGUGUUUCUUUCUGGCUGUUCAGAAAAGCACAAAAAAGAAGUCCCUGUUUCGUCUCCGUCAGGGUAGUGUGAGUAAAGACAUCACAACUUUCUUUUUCAUUUCAUUUGUAUGGCAAUUUAUUUCUCUUUCUAGGAGAUGCAAAAAAAAAACAAAUGCCCCUUCUAAACCGUGUCCCACUGCUGCCACCUACUGUACAAAAGUCUCUGUUACAUUUCCUGCUUCUUGGGUUAGUUUGGUUGUUUUGGAAUAACAUUAACAGCAACAUUUAACAUGUCGUCAUUAUCCCCAGAAAAUGUUCUUCAUCCAAGUGGUCAGGCAGUGCUACUUUCUCAAUUGAAAAUAUCCCAUUCCCAUUCUUCCCCACGGUCUGUUCUCAUUCCCAUUCUUCCCCACGGUCUGUUCUAUCAGAUGGACCAGAAGAGAAGACUCAGUCAGUCCUAGUUCAGUUCAUGAGAGCCACAUCAGACAUUCCAGGUUUAGGGAGGUCUUGAGCCUCUUCUGAAGGGUACAAAUCUUGAGCUGACCAUUUAAGGUUUCAUGCCAGCCAGUACGUAAGACCACUGUACAAAGUGUGUCCUUGUAUUCUAAGCAUGUUUUCCAAGCAAAUUGCUCAGUAGCCAAUCUGAGUUUUUUUGCCAUUGACGUCUCAAGAAGUAAAAGCUAAAUCAUGCGACGGGGCGUUGAUUCCGUGGCCACUCUGUAUGAUCCAGCUGGUGGAGUUAGGGAUGUCAUACUGUACUGGCCUCCCUCUGUGUGCUUUUUCAUGUGUGUGUAGUGUAUUUGUAGUAUUUAGUUAUUCCUUUCCACCAAGUAUAACCAUGUUGACUAUAUUCUAGGCGUUAUUUAUUCCUUAUUUUGUAGUAUGUUCUAAUUGCGUACAAAGAGGCUGAAAGAAUAUGCUGUGAAUCUUGUAUUCAUGUCCUGUGUUUGAACCGACUGUGGUCUCAACUCAAGUCUUGAUAGAAGGACUAAAAACAUUUGUGGACAAAGCCUCCCAACUACAGCUCAUGUACGCAGUACUUUGAAUGGAUGCUGGUCUGAAAGGGGAGCAGAGCAUUGAGAUUGAUGUGUUUACUUCAAGGCUAGUAGAGAUUGGAGAAUUUUAAGAUUAUGGACCUUGCCUAUAGGUCCUAGCCUGAGUUCUAAGAUUUAGUUCUCGUUUGCCAUCCCUCUUCUCUAUUGAUUGACAUGUUUUGCUAACUAGCCAACUAAGGCUCUAAAACAGGGCUCUCAAACUCAAAUUACCCGGGGGCCGAUGAGCGUCCAGUCUGGUCAGUAGGGGCCCAGAUUCUUUGAUCUGUUGGCUUGCCUAUCACAAUACUGUAGAUACCACUUUUGAUGUGGCAAAUGUACCAUGUGUGAUCAGUGGUACAAUGGUUAGUGUUGUUGAAUGGAGCUGGUGGGUGGAGGAGAUUAGAAAAUACAUUCAAAUGGUACAUUUUUAGAGUCUAAAACAUGGAUUUAAUCCAAAAAAAACAUUUGAAUUUAUUUUCUAAUAUCCUCCACCAAACACCUCCAUUGUCACCUCCAUGUCAAUUAAGACCUCAACCAGUGUAUUUAUAUUGUCUGUUAGAAAAUAAGCUUUUGGCCUAAAUAUCUAACUGCAAAAGACAUAACAAUUGAUUGAAGGGAUGCAAAAUGGCUUUUGCUUGAGCUCAGAACUUGCACUAGGACCCAGGCAAGCGUUAUGGGGCUCACAUGGACUUGCCUCUGAGUAAGGAACACAAGCUUAAUAUUCUAGAAUCAUCCAUGGAGAAAGAAACACAAGCUUAAUAUUCUAGAACCAUCCAUGGAGAAAGAAACACAAGCUUAAUAUUCUAGAACCAUCCAUGACCCUUUAGUUCCACACCUGUGUGACUGAUUUUCAGAGUGUGUUGUUCUCUGUAAUAUUUUUUUUUGGCCUUUGUAUGUAAACUUAUUUUCCCUUAAACUGUUUUACAGCCAACACUACAGUUACACUUCAGUAGUUUCAAGUGGUUUCAACAGGUAACUACAUAUGUGCAAUACCUAUUAUGAAAACUGAAAACCUAUAUUUUUCAUGUUUAUUGUACUGUAAUGAAAUCAAAGUUCAAGAUCCAUUUGCAUGAUUGCUUAAACUACAUAUAUAUAUAUUUAUUAAGACUUAAAGACAAAUGUAUAGCAAUACUAUCCAAAUAUAAAAUGCUUUUUCACGUUUUUUUUUUCUUUGUUUCAUUUUGCUCUGCCUUUUUCCAAUGACUGUAUUCCUGCUAACUGUUUGAUCAUUUAAAGCUGCAUUCUCCCUUAAGUAAAUAAAAUCAGUAAAAGUCCAA